AUGCUUGGACCUCCUUCAUCAGAGACGGAUGAUGCUUGGGCUGAGCUCCUUCAGUGGUUUAACAUUCGUCUCUCCGAAGAUGAACUCGGUGAAUAUCGUGAUAACCCUGGCCUGGUGAAACUCUCCGAUGGGACUGGAUAUGCCGGCAGUCUCUCUACGUACCACUCGCUGCACUGUCUCAAGCGUUUGCAUCACUUGCUAUAUUUCGAUGAGUAUUACCCUGGCCGUACAGAGAUGCAGGCGAAUGAGAUAAAAUGGCACGGCGAGCACUGUUUAAAGAUUCUCAUUCAAACGGUAAAAUGCAACCCCGACCUCAGUCUCUUUCCGUACCAAUGGACUUCCGAUGAGCGCAUCCCAAUUGCACUUGAUGUUGGACAUCACCAGUGCUAUAAUUGGAAGCGUAUCGAUGACUGGAUGAAGAAUCGAAGUUUUGAUAUCUACGCACCCGGUCUAGUGGUGCAUCCUGUUUUAGGCGUGGAGGCAUAUGAUGAAAGCACGGCCAAUGUAACAGGCAUUGCAUAUGGCGACUUGCUGGCGGAUGCAAUUCGAAAUGGGGAGAUUGAAGUCUGA
Messenger RNA from Aspergillus tanneri, 570 nucleotides. RefSeq names its product oxidase ustYa family protein. Gene Ontology annotation, biological process: mycotoxin biosynthetic process. The transcript is spliced from 5 exons. The record is from RefSeq and is a predicted model, not a curated record. The coding region runs from base 1 to 570 and encodes 189 amino acids. Lineage: Eukaryota; Fungi; Ascomycota; Eurotiomycetes; Eurotiales; Aspergillaceae.